AUGGUAUUAGAAAGUAUCUUUGUACCGUCACUAUAUGUGAUUAAAGGAAUUAUUAUUUUAGAUAAUGAUGGUAAUCGUAUGUUAGCUAAAUAUUAUAAUCAAUUAUUUUCUACAGUAAAAGAACAAAAAGAAUUUGAAAAAUCAUUAUUUACUAAAACACAUAAAGGUUCAGGAGAUGUUAUUCUUCUUGAUAAUUUAACAAUUGUCUAUCGAAAUAAUGUUGAUUUACUUUUUUAUGUUGUGGGUAGUACAAAUGAAAAUGAAUUAAUGUUAAAUACUGUAUUAACAUGUUUAUUUGAAUCAUUAAGUACAAUGUUAAGAAAAAAUGUUGAAAAAAAAUUUCUUUAUGAAAAUCUUGAUCUAGUUAUGCUUACACUUGAUGAAAUGUGUGAUGAUGGAAUUAUUCUCGAAUCAGAUCCAAUAUUAAUUACUCAACGUGUUCAGCUACGUCAAGAUGAUAUUCCAUUAGGCGAACAAACUGUUUCACAAGUACUCAAUCAUGCUAAAGAGCAAAUCAAAUGGUCAUUGCUUAAAUGA
Rotaria sp. Silwood2 is the source of this 537-nucleotide messenger RNA. NCBI's taxonomy places the organism in Eukaryota, Metazoa, Rotifera, Eurotatoria, Philodinida, Philodinidae. The record is from the annotation of a GenBank genome assembly.